GUUUUACAAACGGGAAUCCUUUUGUGGGCCUAUUCGAUCCGAAGUGUGUUGUCAUCCAGGGUGAUUGUCCCAAUGAGAAUGUGACAUUUUGGCUAUAUACCAAUGAAACUCAAAAUACUCCCCUUAAAUUGGAUCCAUUAAAUCUAUCACCGGACCUCUUUAAGCCUGCCAAACCUCUGUACAUAAUUUUACAUGGCUAUACCGGAGAUCGUGAUUUCUCACCAAAUACCUAUAUACGUCCAGCUCUGUUAGAAACUCAAGAUGUCUAUGUGAUUUCGGUGGAUUAUGGUCCUUUGGUUCCAUACCCCUGCUAUUUUGCAGCGGUGCAAAAUCUACCCCUGGCCAGUAAAUGUUUGGGUCAUCUAAUCAACACCAUGGUCGAUCAGAAUAUUGUGGAAAAUGACAGCAUCCAUAUUAUUGGUUUUAGUUUGGGGGCUCAGGUGGCAGGGCAGACGGCAAAUUAUCUCAAGAGGCGUUUGAAAAGGAUUACGGGUUUGGACCCCGCCAAGCCCAUGUUUGUAACGGUGGGUUCCGAUCGCAAGCUGGAUGCCACCGAUGCCGAAUUUGUCGAUGUCAUACAUACCGAUGUAUUGGGUCGUGGCAUGUUGAGAUCUAUGGGCCAUGUGGAUUUUUAUCCAAAUAUAGGUCCCUACCAGCCGGGCUGUCAAAUGGAUAAUAUGGAGGAUCCCGGUAGCUGUAAUCACGAUCGUGCCCCUCAAUACUAUGCUGAAUCGAUACGCAACCCAGAGGGAUUUUGGGCCUAUGCAUGUCCUAGUUGGCUGCACAAUAUUUUUGGUCUGUGCAAUCCAUAUUCGAAUGAUGAAAUUAUGGGUCAUCGGGUAAAGAGGAGUGCCUCCGGUUCCUAUUUCCUGAAAACGCACGACAAAUCACCCUUUGCCAUGGGCAAACUGGUAUCGCAAAAUAUGAAUGGCCGACGUCAGCCCAUGCUCUACGAUUACAAGGAUAUUUACGAUGAAGAUUUCGAGCCUCAGCUGCGUAAGGCAUUCAUUGAUUGGACCGAUUAUGAUUUUGUAGAAUUUCGAAAAAUGACACAUUUCGAUGAGCGGCACAACAAACUUGACCUAAUUAGAUUCUUUUUCUUUAAUAGGAAUUCUCCCAACACUCCCCUACUCUUGGAUCCCUUAAAUAUAACAACGGACAUAUUUCAACCCAGCCAACCGGGCUUGGAAAUUUUAAUCCAUGGUCUAAGUUUAAAUAAGGAUAAAUCUCCUAAUGCCGAAGUUCGCCCCUUACUAUUGGAAUAUGUGGAUGUUGAUGUGAUCAGUGUGGAUUAUGAGCCGUUGGCUACAUUACCAUGUCUUUAUCCCUGGGCCAUAGAAAAUACUCAUGUUGUGGCCAAGUGUUUGGCGGAAUUUUUAAAGAAGCUUGUAGAAAUGGAAAUGUAUAAACCAGAAGCCAUACACAUAAUUGGUUUCAGUUUGGGUGCCCAAAUUGCAGGCUUGGCGGCAAAUCAUAUGGAUUUUCGAAUAGGCAAGAUAACAGGCCUCGAUCCUGCUGCAUGGGGUUUUACAUCCGCCGAUCCGAAGGACAAAUUGGAUCCCACGGAUGCCGACUUUGUUGAUAUUAUACACACCGAUCCAUAUUUGUUUUCAUUUAUAUCACCCAUUGGCCAUGCCGAUUUUUAUCCAAAUUUGGAAUCGAUCGUUCAACCGGGUUGUAGUUUUUUCGAGGAGAGAAGAAAUUGCAAUCAUUUUCGUUCGGUGAUCUAUUAUGCCGAAUCGAUUACAACGGAAUUGGGAUUUUGGUCGUAUUAUUGUGGUGACUUUGUCCAUUACAUUUUGAAUCAAUGCCAUCAUUUCGAUGUGGAGAAUCAAUUGAUGGGCUAUUAUGUCAGUGAUAAAGCCCGCGGUUCGUAUUUCCUUUCCACCGGCUCGUCAUCACCAUUUGCCUUGGGUACUCCAGCCCAGACGGAGUUAGUUGUAGUUAAUGGUAUAGUCCAAACUAUAACGGGAUCAUAG
Musca vetustissima is the source of this 1979-nucleotide messenger RNA. RefSeq lists its product as uncharacterized. The record is from RefSeq and is a predicted model, not a curated record. Gene Ontology annotation, biological process: lipid metabolic process. Lineage: Eukaryota; Metazoa; Arthropoda; Insecta; Diptera; Muscidae. The annotation marks the transcript as partial. Gene Ontology annotation, molecular function: lipase activity. The transcript is spliced from 10 exons.